AUGCCGUCGUCGUCGUUCGACUCGAGAGCGGUCGCGACGAAGACGCGCGGGGAGAGCAAGGAGGAGCUCCUCGCGCGCGCGGCCGCGGACCGCGCCGCGCGCGCGAAGACGCGCGAGACCCUGAGAGGCGUCCUCGCCGCGCAGGCGGCGUGGCGCGGCCGACGCGAACGCGCGACGACGCGCGCGUCGUUGCUGGCAUCCUGGGACGCCAGAUUCGCGACGACCGUCGACCCGCCCUCCGCGCGCGAGGCCCUCGCGCGCCUCCUUCCGCCGGUGCUCCACCUCGGCGCAUCGCGCGUCGGCGCCGCGAGGCUCCUGCGCGUUUUCGCGCUGCUCAUCGCGUCGUUGAACGCGCGGGAGAGCGACGUGAACUACGCGUCGCUCGCGUGCGAUGCGGACCCCGCGACGCGCGACGCGUGGACGACGCAAGCGCGCCGCGUCGCGGCGCUCGCGCUGGGCGUCCUGGUGGAAGAUGAAACGUCAACCGUCGCGGAAUUUGAAACUACCGAACCCGCAGCAGACGCGAAGAAGGCGAGAGAGCGUCGCGAGGCGCUCCCCGCGGUCGCCGCGAGGCUCGUGACGAUGCUCCACGACGCGUCCGCGUGGAGGUGUCACCUCCGCGAAAACGUUUGCGGCGGCGGCGGCGGCGACGAGGACGACGCCGCGCCGGGCCCCGGUCCGUCGUCCACCGCCGCCGCCGCCGCGCUCGUGGACCCCGCGACGCCCGCGGGGGCGAGGCAGCACGUUCGCGCGUGCGUCGCGCUCGCGCGGCUCGCGGCGCGCGGGGACGACAACGCCGCCGCGCUCGCGAAGGUUGUCGUGGACGCGGUAUCUUCCGGCGGCGAGAGCGGCGGCGGGACGGGGACGCGCGCGGUGACGCGUCACGUCCUCACGACGCCGCUUCUGUGCCGGAAGAUAUCGCGCGAGACGGCCGCGGCGUUGGCCUCGCCGCGGUUCUUGGUCGCGGCGCUCGGGCUCGUCGUGGCUGAAGAUGAAGACUGCGGAAGACAGCACGUCUUGGAAGGGCUCGAAAACGCGCGCGCGUCGGCGUCGGACGGCGACGGCGACAUGGGCGGCGAGACGUCGUCGCACGCGCCGGAAGUGUGGCUCCUCGAUAACGUCCUCGCGCUCGCGACCGGAUGGCGGUCGGGCGGGACCGGGCGCGGGUCGGCGCGCGACGCGCGCGAGCGGUUGCGUCGAUUCCGCCGCGGCGGUCGCGACGACGACGACGACGACGACGACGACGGCGGCGGCGGCGGCGGCGGCGGCGGCGACAACGCCGCGCUUCUCGCGCGCGCGUGCGAGGUCUUAGUCGCGCGCGCGCAGACGAAAGGCGCGUGGGCGUGGGGAUCGCUCCGCGACGUUCGAAGGCGCGGCGCGCUCGGGCUGCUGGAGGAGGUGUGGUUCCUCGUCGCGCUCGGCGGCGGCGCCCACGCCGACGCCGCCGACGACGCCGACGACGAGACGACCGCGUCCGCGAUUGAGUCGCUGUACUGGCGGCUGCUCGCGGGCGCGACCGCGACGGACGCGCGGCAGCUCUUGGGCGCGGUCGCGUUCGCGCCGGACGCGCUCGCGCGUUCAUGGCGUCGCGUGUCCGCGCGACUCCCCGCCCCGCGCGAGCUGCCGAUGACGGAGAGAGGCAUGGGCGCCGGCGCGGGGGCGUGGACCGCGCCGACGCUCACGCGCGGCGUCGCCGACGUCCCGCGCAGAGAACUCCCCGCGCUCGGCGUGUUUUGCCUCGCUUACGCGCACCUCCUCCUCGUCCUCGACGACGACGAGUUUUACUCCGCGCAGAAGCCGUUCUCGCUGAGCGAACAGCGCGGGAUCGCGGUCGCGGUGAACACGAUCGUCGUGCGAACGCAUUUAACGCCGGGAGGAAAUGCGUUUUUGACGCGGCGGCGCGCGGGAUCCGGGGCUGAGGUGCGUUCUAUACACUGCAAGGCGCUGCGGACGCGCGAUUCGCGCAGGAAGUUCGCGCCCGUGGGGCUGUGGCUCGCCCCCGCCGCGGACGCGGCGGCGAGGAUCCCGGUCGCCGCCGCGGCGAGCGCGCUCGCGGCGCACCUGAGGCGCGUUCUCCUUACACGUACACUGGCCGCGAGCGCCGUCGGCGCGGGCCUCCUCGUGGACUGCCCGCACGCGCUUCCCUUCGAGUACCGCGUGCGAAUCUUCCGCGAGCUCGUGAAGGAGGACAGAAGAGCCGCGGGGUACGGCGCGCAAGCCGGCGGCGCCGACGCAAACCCCGCCGAUCUGGGCCAGCGCGUCCGCCCCGUCGCCGAGAUCACGAUCCGCCGCGAUUUGCUCCUCGAGGACGCGCUCGCGCAGAUCCCGCGCCUCGGCGACGCGAUCCGCGGUCGACUCGCGGUGCGAUACGUGAACGCGGCGGGCGGGGACGAGGCGGGCAUCGACGCGGGCGGCCUCUUCAAAGAGCUCGUCUCAGACGUGCUCGCCGCGGGGUUCGACCCGAGCCGCGGGGUGUUCGCGAGCGCGCCGAGCGACGGCGCGCUGUACCCGUGCUCGGACGCGGGGGACACGCGCGAGGGUCUGGAGAUCGUCGAGCUCAUGGGGACGAUGACCGGGAAGGCGUUGUACGAGGGAAUCCUCGCCGAGGCGAACCUCGCGCAUUUUUUCAGCAAGGCGCUGCUCGGCGCGCCGCGGACGAUCGACGACCUCCCGUCCCUGGACCCGGAGCUUCACCGAUCGCUCAUACAGGUGCUUCGAUACGACGGCGACGUCGAGCGAGACCUCGCGUUGGAUUGGACCGUGGAAGAAUCGAAGUUCGGCGCCGUCGCCGCGUUCGAACUCCGGCCGAACGGCGCGAACGUGCCCGUCACGAGCGACAACCGCAUGGCGUACGUCCACGCGGUGGCGGACUUUUACCUGAACGCGCGGCGGGCGCGCGCCAACGACGCCUUCGCGCGCGGGCUCUCGCGUUGCGCGCACCCGGGGUGGCUGCGCCUCUUCGAGACCCACGAGCUCUCGCUCCUCCUGUGCGGCUGCCGCGACGACUGGGACGUGGAGGACCUGAGGACGCACGCGCGGUACAGCGGCGGGUACGACAAGUCGAGCAAGAGCGUCGCGAUGUUUUGGUCCGCGGUGCGAUCUAUGGACGCGGCGCAGCGGCGCGCGCUCCUCAAGUUUACCACCGGGUCGACGCGGCCGCCGGUGCAGGGGUUCAAGCAUCUGCACCCGCCGUUUACGAUUCACAAAGUCGUGGGCGAGCACGGCGCGUUCGCCGCGUUCGGGUUCGGCGCGGACGUCGCGCGGCUGCCGAGCGCGAGCACGUGUUUCAACACGCUGAAGCUGCCAAACUACCGGCGGUCUUCGACGAUGCGCGAGAAGCUCAGGUACGCGCUCGCGGAAGGGAAAGGAUUCGAGCUUUCGUGA
Micromonas pusilla CCMP1545 is the source of this 3384-nucleotide messenger RNA. RefSeq names its product ubiquitin-protein ligase (gene UPL). Bases 1 to 3384 code for a protein of 1127 amino acids. Gene Ontology annotation, molecular function: ubiquitin protein ligase activity. The record is from RefSeq and is a predicted model, not a curated record. Gene Ontology annotation, biological process: ubiquitin-dependent protein catabolic process; protein polyubiquitination. The transcript has 3 exons. NCBI's taxonomy places the organism in Eukaryota, Viridiplantae, Chlorophyta, Mamiellophyceae, Mamiellales, Mamiellaceae.